Molecule: messenger RNA, 2140 nt
Organism: Actinia tenebrosa (Australian red waratah sea anemone)
Lineage: Eukaryota; Metazoa; Cnidaria; Anthozoa; Actiniaria; Actiniidae
Cellular component (GO): nucleus
Source: RefSeq, a predicted model, not a curated record
UCAUGAAUAAUGAACAGUAGUUAUAUUUUCCAUGAUCCAACGCAAAGCGAAGGAUAUCAAACGGUUUUCGAAUAUUGAAAGGCGGGAAUAAUUCUUCCUGAAGGUCUAUUUUAUCUGCCAUGUCUUCGGAAUUUGUAGUUGGAUUUGACGACUCCCAUAGACAAAGUAGGGUGUUGGCUCCUCCUGGUGGAAAAGAUUCAGUCAGUUUUGCAGCAGCACAGGCUUCAGACCCAUCUGGAAAACCUUUAAACCCAUGUCAAGUUCAACGCAAUUCAUCAAAUGUCUUUGAAGCUAGUGAGAUGGGCAUUCAAAGCAAGGGCAAUGUAAAAUCAUGCCAGGAAGCAAGGCAAAAAUCAUCUGUAUUUACUGCACCAUUAGAACCAAUCCCAGUACCCAAAAAGGCACACCAAGAAAAGUCAUCUGGUAACAUUAUAGCUGCUACUGAGGCUGCGCCAGAAAAAAUACAUACCUCGGUCCAAGUAAAGGCUCCUCCUGGUGGAGUUUCACACAUCUCUUUUGGAUAAAAAUGAUUGAAGGACAUUGAAGUUGUGACCGUUAUUUCUAAAUGCUAAUAUAAAUCAAGCGACAUUAAAUCAUAACAAAUAUGCAAUUAGGAGGUUUUGCAAGUCCUCCAUUUGAUAGUUUUUAAAGACUUGUCAAAGUAGUAUUUUGGCUUGCAGUGUAGCAGUUGUGCAGUGCAAUUCAUAAAGGGUUCAUACUUGCAAGAUCUGUUUUUAUUUUCCAUUAAUUUACAAAAUGCAGCAAAUAAAGCCUGGUAACCUUAGUAAUAUUUCUUAUUUUUUGUUCGUUAAGAUACUUUGCAUUCCAUGUUGAUUACCUAUUUAAUUUGAAGAAGAAAUAACAUCUUAAGUUUCUAAUCUUUGUGCAUUUUGUUUCCGAUACAAUUUCAACAAUGCUUUCAUUUAUAUUGCUGUUUAAUUCUAUUUUGAAAACCAAAACAGCCUCUGUCAGUAAAAGUAUCUUGUGACAAAUGAUUACAAGGAUACCAGGCUUUACAAUAUGUUUUGAAUUGGCUGCAAAUGGUUUUGUUUGCUAUAGCAGUUUAGUAAGAAAAUGCUGGCUCCAUUGCAAAAAAUUAUGUUAUGUCUGUAGCAGUUUUACAUUCCAUCCUUUUAGUUCAGCAUUUUCAUGGUUAAGACCGUUAGUGCAAGGUUCUAUAUAUAUGCCAGGCAAGAUAGUCAUGUAUGGAACAUUUUAAACUUUAAUAAGUUGUUUAAAACCUUUUUAUAAUAAUAAUACUGACCUCAGCUGUAAGGCCAUACAAAAAUACAAACCUUUCCAAUAGACCUUUUUAGCUUUGUAUGCAAAUUGCCCAUUUCCUAUCACAUGAYAUUCUUUGAGAAUCAUCAAUUCUCAAGACUGACAUCACAUGGUCUGAAAUGUGCACAACAAACAAUGAAGCUAAAAAGUUCUAUUCUGAGAUGUUAAGAAUUCAAGCUAAAUUAUAUCUGAUGACUUACCUACCUCAGCUAAAAGCAAUGUACAAAACCUAUUAAAAAAUCUGAAAACCAUGUGAAAGAGUUCUUAAAAAGCCUCAACUAAAAGUGUGGAAAAAUUCACCUUGGACAUGUUCUGUGCCAUGAUUGCAAUAGUGAUAUACACAAGCAUCUUCAAUACCUUAGUAGUGAUCUUGCACUGAAUAGUGCUGUGUUUAGUAACUUCACAUCCUCAUGGAAUCUUUUUUAAUAUGGCUUUGAACAUUGCAUCCAUUUAUAGCUGAGCUUAAAAUUGCAGUUGACAUAAAACACUCCACUAUUUACCACCUGAGUACAUUUGUUGGCCAAAUAAUUAUUUAAAAUUCUGAAUUUAAAUCAUGAAGAAAUGAUUAAAACCAUGAGUAUUGAAUUUGUAAUGAGAAUACAAAUGUAAACUGCUUGCAGUCAAGUUUCAUGUCGUGCACUACAAAGUGACUGAUCUUAACUUUCUAUAGUCAAAUGCAUUGGACAUUGUUCUACCUUCAUUAUUCCACUCUUCAAGAAUAUGAUAGUCUGUGCUUUACUAUAAGAGAAAAAUGCAAGAUUAGUAGUUUCAUUAAUAAUAUUAUGUAAGAGGGAGAAAAUGUAUAUAACCAGACUUGAGACUAAUAAUCAGUGUGCAAUAAAGACUGCAUAAAGGGCGA